Messenger RNA from Carlito syrichta (Philippine tarsier), 7430 nucleotides. It is a transcript of the gene ACACB, whose product is annotated as acetyl-CoA carboxylase beta. NCBI's taxonomy places the organism in Eukaryota, Metazoa, Chordata, Mammalia, Primates, Tarsiidae. The record is from RefSeq and is a predicted model, not a curated record. Gene Ontology annotation, biological process: fatty acid biosynthetic process. Gene Ontology annotation, molecular function: acetyl-CoA carboxylase activity; metal ion binding; ATP binding.
AUGGUCUUGCUUCUUUUUCUAUCUUGUCUAAUUUUCUCCUGCCUGACGUUUACCUGAUUAAAAAUCUGUGAGAAGAUGACGGACUCCAAGCCGAUGCCCAAGAGUAAAUCAGAAGCGAGCUUCAUCUCAGACCAGGAGCCCUUCCCAGCCUCAGACAGCUCAGGGGAGCCACCACAGAAAAAUGGUGAUGGCUGCUCACUGCCAAAGACUGCCAGCCAGGCCGAGCCAGGCUCCCACAAAAGCCCCAAGGAUGCCUAUCGGCGGAGAAACUCCCUGCCACCCUCACACCAGAAGCCCCCAAGAAACUCCCCUUCUUCCACCGAUGCCUCGUCCUUCCCAGAACCCCAAGCCAACAGGACAAGCACUGAAGUCCCCGAGGCCCCAGACACCAAUGGCCAGUCCUCCCCAGCCAGGCCGCAGGGCCAGCGUGCCCGGUCUCCCUCUAAAGAAGCCAAGAAGCAGGCCAACCUCAAGAGGCAGCUGAUGACCAACUUCAUCCUGGGCUCCUUUGACGACAACUCCUCCGACGAGGAUCCUGGCGCCGGCUCCUUUCGUGAGUCCUCCCGAAAGGGCAGCCGGGCCAGCCUGGGGGCGCUGUCCCUGGAGGCGCCUCUGACCACAGGCGACACUGAGACCCGCGUCCCCACUAUGAGGCCGAGCAUGUCGGGGCUCCACCUGGUGAAGAGAGGCCGGGAGCACAAGAAGCUGGACCUGCACCGAGACUUUGCCGUGGCUUCCCCAGCUGAAUUUGUCACACGCUUUGGAGGGGAUCGGGUCAUUGAGAAGGUACUUAUUGCCAACAACGGGAUCGCCGCUGUGAAGUGCAUGCGCUCCAUCCGCAGGUGGGCCUACGAUAUGUUCCGCAAUGAGCGGGCCAUCCGCUUUGUGGUCAUGGUGACGCCUGAGGACCUCAAGGCCAAUGCAGAGUACAUCAAGAUGGCAGAUCAGUACGUCCCCGUCCCAGGAGGGCCCAAUAACAACAAUUACGCCAACGUGGAACUGAUUGUGGACAUUGCCAAGAGAAUCCCCGUGCAGGCGGUGUGGGCUGGCUGGGGCCAUGCCUCUGAAAACCCCAAGCUUCCAGAGCUGCUGUGCAAGCAUGGAAUUGCUUUCUUAGGCCCUCCCAGUGAGGCCAUGUGGGCCUUGGGAGAUAAGAUUGCCUCCACCAUCGUGGCCCAGACACUGCAGGUCCCAACCCUGCCCUGGAGUGGAAGUGGCCUGACGGUGGUGUGGACAGAAGAUGAUCUGUGGCAGGGGAAGAUUAUCAGUGUCCCAGGCGGCGUUUACGACCAGGGUUGCGUGAAGGAUGUAGAUGAGGGCUUGGAGGCAGCAGAAAAAAUCGGUUUUCCAUUGAUGAUCAAAGCCUCUGAAGGCGGUGGAGGGAAAGGAAUCCGGAAGUCUGAGAGUGCCGAGGACUUCCCUAUCCUUUUCAGACAAGUGCAGAGUGAGAUCCCGGGCUCGCCCGUCUUUCUCAUGAAGCUGGCCCAGCACGCCCGUCACCUGGAGGUGCAGAUUCUUGCCGACCAGUACGGGAAUGCCGUGUCUCUCUUUGGGCGAGACUGUUCCAUCCAGCGGCGGCAUCAGAAGAUCAUCGAGGAGGCACCUGCCACCAUUGCCCCAAUGGCUGUGUUCGAGUUCAUGGAGCAGUGCGCCGUACGCCUGGCCAAGACUGUGGGCUACGUGAGCGCAGGGACAGUUGAAUACCUCUACAGCCAGGAUGGCAGCUUCCACUUCCUCGAGCUGAACCCUCGCUUGCAGGUGGAACACCCCUGCACAGAAAUGAUCGCUGAUGUCAAUCUGCCAGCCGCCCAGCUACAGAUCGCCAUGGGCGUGCCACUGCACCGGUUGAAGGACAUCCGGCUUCUGUAUGGAGAGUCGCCAUGGGGGGUGACACCCAUUUCUUUUGAAGCCCCUUCAAGCCCUCCCCUUGCCCGAGGCCACGUCAUUGCCGCCAGAAUCACCAGUGAAAACCCGGAUGAGGGGUUUAAGCCGAGCUCUGGGACGGUUCAGGAACUGAAUUUCCGCAGCAGCAAGAAUGUGUGGGGCUACUUCAGCGUGGCAGCUGCUGGAGGCUUACACGAGUUUGGCGACUCCCAGUUUGGGCACUGCUUCUCCUGGGGAGAGAACCGGGAAGAGGCCAUUUCGAACAUGGUGGUGGCUUUGAAGGAGCUGUCCAUCCGGGGCGACUUCAGGACCACUGUGGAAUAUCUCAUUAACCUCCUGGAGACCGAGAGCUUCCAGAACAAUGACAUCGACACCGGCUGGUUGGACCAUCUCAUUGCGGAGAAAGUGCAGGCCGAGAAGCCAGAUAUCAUGCUCGGGGUGGUGUGCGGGGCCUUGAACGUGGCAGACGCAAUGUUCAGAACCUGCAUGACGGAUUUCCUGCACUCCUUGGAGAGGGGCCAGGUCCUCCCAGCAGAUUCUCUGCUGAACAUUGUGGAUGUGGAAUUAAUUUAUGGAGGUGUUAAGUACAUUCUCAAGGUGGCCCGGCAGUCUCUGACCAUGUACGUUCUCAUCAUGAAUGGCUGCCACAUCGAGAUCGAUGCCCACCGGCUGAACGACGGGGGCCUGCUGCUGUCCUACAGCGGGAACAGCUACACCACCUACAUGAAAGAGGAGAUCGACAGUUACCGGAUUACCAUUGGCAACAAGACGUGCGUAUUUGAGAAGGAGAAUGAUCCCACGGUCCUGAGAUCCCCCUCUGCCGGGAAGCUGAUGCAGUACAUGGUGGAGGACGGAGGCCACGUGGAUGCAGGGAGCAGCUAUGCAGAGAUGGAGGUGAUGAAGAUGAUCAUGACCCUGAAUGUGCAGGAAAGUGGCCGGGUGAAAUACAUCAAGCUUCCGGGGGCUGUGCUGGAAGUAGGCUGCGUGGUGGCCAGGCUGGAACUCGAUGACCCUUCGAAAGUGCACCCGGCUGAACCGUUCAUGGGAGAACUCCCUUCCCAGCAAACACUGCCCAUCCUCGGAGAGAAAUUGCACCAGGUUUUCCACAAUGUCCUAGAGAACCUCACCAAUAUCAUGAAUGGCUUCUGUCUGCCAGAGCCUAUUUUUAGCAUAAAGCUGAAGGAGUGGGUGCAGAAGCUCAUGAUGACUCUCCGGCACCCGUCACUGCCACUGCUGGAGCUACAGGAGAUCAUGACCAGUGUGGCAGGCCGCAUCCCUGCCCCCGUGGAGAAGUCGGUCCGCCGGGUGAUGGCCCAGUAUGCCAGCAACAUCACCUCGGUGCUGUGCCAGUUUCCCAGCCAGCAGAUAGCCACCAUCCUGGACUGCCAUGCAGCCACCCUGCAGCGGAAGGCUGACCGAGAGGUCUUCUUCAUGAACACCCAGAGCAUUGUGCAGUUGGUCCAGAGAUACCGCAGCGGGACCCGUGGCUAUAUGAAAGCAGUGGUGUUGGAGCUCCUGCGAAGAUACUUGCACGUUGAACACCAUUUCCAGCAAGCCCACUAUGACAAGUGUGUGAUCAACCUCAGGGAACAGUUCAAGCCAGACAUGUCCCAGGUGCUGGACUGCAUCUUCUCCCACGCACAGGUGGCCAAGAAGAAUCAGCUGGUGAUCAUGCUGAUCGACGAGCUGUGUGGCCCAGACCCUUCCCUGUCGGACGAACUGACCUCCAUUCUCAACGAGCUCACCCAGCUGAGCAAAAGUGAGCACUGCAAGGUGGCCCUCAGAGCCAGACAGGUCCUGAUUGCUUCCCACUUGCCCUCCUAUGAGCUGCGGCACAACCAGGUGGAGUCCAUCUUCCUGUCUGCCAUUGACAUGUACGGCCACCAGUUCUGCCCUGAGAACCUCAAGAAAUUAAUACUAUCAGAAACAACUAUCUUUGACGUCCUGCCCACUUUCUUCUAUCACACGAACAAAGUCGUGUGCAUGGCAUCCUUGGAGGUUUACGUGCGGAGGGGCUACAUCGCCUAUGAGUUAAACAGCCUGCAGCACCGGCAGCUCCCCGACGGCACCUGCGUGGUGGAGUUCCAGUUCAUGUUGCCCUCCUCCCACCCAAACCGGAUGGCCAUGCCCAUCAGUGUCACCAACCCCGACCUGCUGAGGCACAGCACGGAGCUCUUCAUGGACAGUGGUUUUUCCCCCCUUUGCCAGCGCAUGGGGGCCAUGGUGGCCUUCAGGAGAUUCGAGGACUUUGCCAGGAACUUUGAUGAAGUCAUCUCCUGCUUUGCCAACAUGCCCAAAGACACCCCCCUCUUCAGUACGGCCCGCACCUCCCUAUACUCUGAGGAUGACGGCAAGAACCUCAGAGAAGAGCCCAUCCACAUUCUGAAUGUGGCCAUCCAGCAUGCAGACCACCUGGAGGAUGAGGCGCUGGUGCCCAUUUUACGGAUGUUUGUACAGUCGAAGAAAAAUAUCCUUGUGGAUUAUGGACUCCGAAGAAUCACAUUCCUGAUUGCCCAAGAGAAAGAAUUUCCCAAGUUUUUCACAUUCAGAGCAAGAGAUGAGUUUGCAGAAGACCGCAUUUACCGUCACCUGGAGCCCGCCCUGGCCUUCCAGCUGGAGCUCAGCCGGAUGCGUAACUUCGACCUGACUGCUGUGCCCUGCGCCAACCACAAGAUGCAUCUUUACCUGGGCGCUGCCAGGGUGAAGGAAGGGGCAGAAGUGACGGACCACAGAUUCUUCAUCCGCGCCAUCAUCAGGCACUCAGACCUGAUUACAAAGGAAGCCUCCUUCGAGUACCUGCAGAACGAGGGGGAGCGGCUGCUGCUGGAGGCCAUGGACGAGCUGGAGGUGGCAUUCAACAACACCAGUGUGCGCACCGACUGCAACCACAUCUUCCUCAACUUUGUGCCCACGGUCAUCAUGGACCCUUCCAAGAUCGAGGAGUCUGUGCGUUCCAUGGUUAUGCGCUACGGUAGCCGGUUGUGGAAACUCCGUGUGCUACAGGCUGAGGUCAAGAUCAACAUCCGCCAGACCACCACUGGCAGUGCCAUUCCCAUCCGCCUGUUCAUCACCAAUGAGUCAGGCUACUACCUGGACAUCAGCCUCUACAAAGAAGUGACUGACUCCAGAUCUGGAAAUAUCAUGUUUCACUCCUUUGGCAACAAACAGGGGCCCCAGCACGGGAUGAUGAUAAAUACUCCCUACGUCACCAAGGAUUUGCUUCAGGCCAAACGAUUCCAGGCCCAGUCGCUGGGAACCACCUACAUCUAUGACUUCCCGGAAAUGUUCAGGCAGGCUCUCUUUAAACUGUGGGGCUCCCCAGACAAGUACCCCAAGGAUAUCCUGACGUACACUGAGUUAGUGUUGGACUCGCAGGGCCAACUGGUGGAGAUGAACCGACUUCCUGGUGGAAACGAGGUGGGCAUGGUGGCCUUCAAGAUGAGGUUUAAGACCCAAGAGUAUCCUGAUGGGCGGGACGCGAUUGUCAUCGGCAAUGACAUCACCUUCCGAAUUGGGUCCUUUGGCCCAGGGGAAGACCUUCUGUACCUGCGAGCGUCUGAGAUGGCCCGGGCAGAGGGCAUCCCCAAAAUCUACCUGGCAGCCAACAGCGGGGCCCGUAUUGGCAUGGCAGAGGAGAUCAAACACAUGUUCCAGGUGGCAUGGGUGGACCCAGAAGACCCCCACAAAGGAUUUAAAUACCUGUACCUGACCCCCCAAGACUACACCAGAAUCAGCUCCCUGAAUUCCGUCCACUGUAAGCACAUCGAGGAAGGAGGUGCAUCCAGAUAUGUCAUCACAGAUAUUGUUGGGAAGGACGACGGCUUGGGCGUGGAGAACCUGAGGGGCUCAGGCAUGAUUGCUGGGGAGUCCUCCCUGGCAUAUGAAGAGAUCGUGACCAUUAGCUUGGUGACCUGCCGAGCCCUUGGGAUCGGGGCCUACUUGGUGCGGCUGGGCCAGCGUGUGAUCCAGGUGGAAAAUUCCCACAUCAUCCUCACAGGAGCAGGUGCUCUCAAUAAGGUACUGGGGAGAGAGGUUUACACGUCCAACAAUCAGCUGGGUGGUGUGCAGAUAAUGCAUUACAAUGGCGUCUCCCAUAUCACCGUGCCAGAUGACUUUGAGGGAGUGUAUACCAUCCUGGAGUGGCUGUCCUACAUGCCGAAGGAUAAUCGCAGUCCAGUCCCUAUCAUCACAGCCACUGACCCCAUUGACAGAGAAAUCGAAUUUCUCCCAUCCAAAGCACCCUACGACCCCCGGUGGAUGCUUGCAGGAAGGCCUCAUCCAACUCUGAAGGGAACCUGGCAGAGUGGAUUCUUCGACCAGGGAAGUUUCAAGGAAAUCAUGGCACCCUGGGCCCAGACCGUGGUGACAGGACGAGCAAGGCUGGGGGGCAUCCCUGUUGGAGUGAUCGCCGUGGAGACGCGGAUGGUGGAAGUCGCGGUUCCUGCUGACCCUGCCAACUUGGAUUCUGAGGCCAAGAUCAUCCAGCAGGCCGGCCAGGUGUGGUUCCCAGACUCAGCCUACAAAACUGCCCAGGCCAUCAAGGACUUCAACCGGGAGAAGCUGCCCCUGAUGAUCUUUGCCAACUGGAGAGGCUUCUCUGGGGGCAUGAAAGACAUGUAUGACCAGGUGCUGAAGUUUGGCGCCUACAUCGUGGACAGCCUCCGGCAGUACCAACAGCCCAUCUUGAUCUACAUCCCUCCCUACGCCGAGCUCCGGGGAGGCUCCUGGGUCGUCGUGGACCCCACCAUCAACCCCCUGUGCAUAGAGAUGUACGCAGACAAGGAGAGUAGAGGGGGUAUUCUAGAACCUGAGGGAACGGUGGAGAUUAAGUUCCGGAAGAAAGAUCUGGUAAAAUCCAUGAGAAGGAUUGACCCAGUUUACAAGAAGCUCGUGGAACAGCUAGGGGUGUUCGAGCUCCCGGAGAAGGACCGCAAGGAGCUGGAGGGCCAGCUGAAGGCCCGCGAGGACCUGCUGCUGCCCGUCUACCACCAGGUGGCGGUGCAGUUCGCCGACCUCCACGACACGCCGGGUCGGAUGCUGGAGAAGGGUGUCAUCUCGGACAUCCUGGAGUGGAAGAGUGCACGCACCUUCCUGUACUGGCGCCUGCGCCGCCUACUCCUGGAAGACCAGGUCAAGCAGGAGAUCCUGCGGGUCAGCAGCGAGCUGAGCCAUGUGCACAUCCAGUCCAUGUUGCGCCGCUGGUUCGUGGAGACCGAGGGCGCCGUCAAGGCCUACCUGUGGGACAACAACCAGGCGGUGGUGCAGUGGCUGGAGCAUCACUGGCAGGUGGGGGACGGCCUGCGCUCCACCCUCCAUGAGAACAUUGCCUGCCUGAAGCGCGACUGUGUUCUCAAGACCAUCCGGGGCCUGGUUCAAGAGAACCCCGAGGUGGCCGCGGACUGUGUGAUGUACCUGAGCCAGCACAUCAGCCCCACUGAGCGAGCCCAGCUUGCCCACCUGCUGGCCACCGUGGAUGGCCCAGCCUCCACCUGACCCCGGCCCACCCAGCGUUCCCAGGACCACGAGCAAGAGAAACCACGCAGACC